AUGCCCUCUUGGCUCGUCACCGGCGCCUCACGCGGCCUAGGCUACGCCUGGAUCACCCACCUCGCCGCGCAAACCUCCAACACCGUCUUCGCCAUCGUGCGCAACGUCAAAGCCACAGAGGACCGCCUUGCCAAAGACAACGUCAAGAACAUAACAGUCCUCUCCGCCGAUAUAGUGGACUACGCUGCCCUCGAAAAAGCCGCCGCCGAAGUCGCUAAAGUCACCGGCGGCGGGCUCGAUUACUUGAUCCACAAUGCCGCAUUGGUGAGCGCUGAGAGUGCAUUCUCGACCUUGUUGGACGGUACACCGGAGGGAGUAGAUGCAGAUUUGACGGAGAGCUUCAAUGCGAAUGUCCUUGGAACAGCACACGUGGUGCGGGCUUUCCUGCCUUUGAUUCGAAAGGGACAGGCGAAGAAGGUCGUUGUCAUCAGCUCUGGAAUGGCGGACAUCGAUCUUAUCAAUCGCUUCAACGUCGCCAUCGCAGGUCCUUAUGCGAUUUCCAAGGCCGCUGCGAAUGCCCUCGUUUCAAAAUAUCACGCCGCAGUGGGCAAGAGUGAGGGGAUUUUGAUCUUUUCGAUGAGUCCUGGGUUUGUGGACACGAAGGAGGGCAAGCCGCCGAGUCAAGAAGAGAUCGAAGGGGGCAAGGCGAUGGCUGCUCAGUUCGCGGAGUAUGCGCCUCACUUCAAGGGCCCGAUCACCCCGGAAGAGAGCGUGAAGUACCAGUUGCAGGUGAUUGACAAGGCGACGGUGGACACAUACGGAGGGUCGUUUGUGAGCCAUUUUGGAAAUAAGCAAUGGUUGUAG
Messenger RNA from Zasmidium cellare ATCC 36951, 804 nucleotides. RefSeq lists its product as uncharacterized. The record is from RefSeq and is a predicted model, not a curated record. The coding region runs from base 1 to 804 and encodes 267 amino acids. Gene Ontology annotation, molecular function: oxidoreductase activity, acting on the CH-OH group of donors, NAD or NADP as acceptor. The transcript has a single exon. NCBI's taxonomy places the organism in Eukaryota, Fungi, Ascomycota, Dothideomycetes, Mycosphaerellales, Mycosphaerellaceae.